Molecule: messenger RNA, 1271 nt
Organism: Tripterygium wilfordii
Lineage: Eukaryota; Viridiplantae; Streptophyta; Magnoliopsida; Celastrales; Celastraceae
Product: carboxymethylenebutenolidase homolog
Exons: 3
Coding region: 230-1183 (317 amino acids)
Molecular function (GO): hydrolase activity
Source: RefSeq, a predicted model, not a curated record
UAUCUUGCUAUAUAGGAGAUGUCAAUUUUCUUAUUCACGAGUUGAUAUGGUAGAGAGCGUAAUAUUAUUUUGUGGAUUCGAAUAAUCCGUUUGUGGAUCAAAUUAUCAUGUAAGGCAGGACAGGAAGACACAGAUAUGUCCAAAGUCGAGAGUUCAGAUAUUUUUCAGCUCCAGACAAUCUGCCCUGUUCUGAGGUCUGUCUGAACGAAAAUCGCAAGUAGUAACUGAAAUGGGCGUGGCCGCAGCCUCCCCUCCAACCUUGACACCUGUGUUUUCCGCCCCCAGAGGCGGCAGCAGCAGGCCGUUUCCUCGCCGCCGCCUUCACUUUCUCACACGCUCUGCUUCGCACAUGACAACUUCAGUUUUUGUUCAGAAGGAAUGGAAUCGGAGAUCGUUUACAAAGAGCUCCAUGUACAGAAUAUCUUCUAGCUUACUGGAAGUCAAAGAUGGAACAGACGAUGAGGCUUGCGAGUUAGUCAAUGGAGUUGAGAUUUCAAUAGGGGAUGGUGCUACUGCUGAUAGUAUCAAUGCCCAUCUCUUCACGGCUGUGAAAAACAACAAUGGAACCGGCAUACUUCUCUUGUCUGAUGUAUUCGGAUUCGAAGAUUCAGCCACAAGAGACUUCGCUUAUCGUGUUGCCUGCAAUGGCUACAAUGUUUUAGUUCCUGACUUAUUCCGUGGGGAUCCAUGGAAUAAGGACCAAACAAAGACUACAUUUGAAGAAUGGAAGGCAAGGCAAGAUCCUCAUAGAGUUGCUAAAGACAUUGAGGCAUCAACAAAAUGGAUGGUUGAUGAAUUCAUCGCUGCAGGAAUCUCAAAGAAGCUUGGCAUCAUCGGUUUCUGCUAUGGAGGAGCCCGGCUGAUAGAAGUUCUGGCACGAGAUGGAGGAGUUUGUUUUGGUGUUGGGGUCUCGUUUUAUGGCGCAAGAAUGGAUCCAUCCCUAGCAUCUAGUAUACAGGUUCCAGUUCUGCUUGUUUCCGGGGAUGAUGACUCGUUUUGUCCAGUCGAUGUCUUGAAGGAUAUUGAGAAGAGAAUUGGCAGAGGUUCAAAGGCGGUCAUUUACAAUGGAAGAGGCCAUGGCUUUGCUCAUCGACCUGGAUCGCCUGAGGAAGAUCGAGAUGCUGAGGAGGCGUUUAUGAUAAUGAGAAACUGGUUGUAUGAUGGCUUGAUUGCAAACAUUUGAAUACUUUUCUGCGUUUUUUGGUGUAUGUAUGUUCUACAGGUUACUGCUGCUGCUAGUAGCUCACGCAAUAGAAGUUUUGAACCGAUCA